AUGUUCCCCAGGAUCUCCCGGCUCGGGGCGCGUCUCCUGCGCGAGCCGAGAGCCGAGACGAGAGCUGGAAACUUGCUAAACAGUGGAGGCAUUUUGUAUCAAGGUCAUGUUAACCGGCAUUCGACCCCAGUGGUGACUCCUACUGUAUUAUCGUUGCGGAAUGUCCUUUUGUCAACUGCAACAAGUGGUGAUCAGGAUGAAAGCAGUCAGGCAAAGGAUAAAAUCUCAGUAACAUUUGUCAACAAGGAUGGCUCAGAAAAGACGAUAAGUGUUCCAAUUGGAAUGUCCAUGUUAGAAGCUGCUCAUGAAAACGACAUAGAGCUUGAAGGAGCAUGUGAGGGCUCACUUGCGUGUUCUACUUGUCAUGUAAUAGUAAUGGAUGUAAACUAUUAUAACAAGUUAGAAGAUCCAGCAGAUGAAGAAAAUGAUAUGCUUGACCUUGCAUUUGGGCUCACAGAAACAUCACGCCUUGGCUGCCAAGUGAUUGCGAAGCCUGAACUUGAUGGUAUGCGGCUAGCAUUACCUGUAGCCACAAGAAACUUCGCAGUAGAUGGCUAUGUACCGAAACCACACUGA
Messenger RNA from Miscanthus lutarioriparius, 576 nucleotides. The record is from the annotation of a GenBank genome assembly. Lineage: Eukaryota; Viridiplantae; Streptophyta; Magnoliopsida; Poales; Poaceae.